GGCCGCGGGAGCUUUGCCGGAAGGGGGCGGGGCCAGGGGAGGAUACGCGGGCGCGCAGGAGCCGGGAAGCCGCGCUGCGCCCGCGCUGCCUCCGGAUCUGCGCCUGGUUCCGCGGUGAGUCCCCCUGGGCUGCCUCUGGCCAGGCGGCGGGACCCGGGACUCCCGCUGCCCCCCUUGGCCCGCCGAGCUCCCCUUGCGCGGAUGAACCGGGAGGGGGGAGAAGCACGCACUGGAGGCUCGUGGGGACGCGUUCGCUCGCUGGAUCCGCGCAUCUUUUAGAGGGGCAGCAGCACCCACCGUCUGGAACAGGGUGACGUUGGGCAGGAGCCUUUGCUGUACUUUUUCCGACAAGCCUCCCAGAUAUGUAGAAUGUUGAUAUUAUUUUAAUCUGUUUUUAGCUUUUUAUUGAUCUUAAAUUGUUUUUCAGUGUUACUGCAUCCUGUGCCUGUUUUGACUGAUGGUUUUAUUCUUUUUGUAAGCCACUUUGAGUUUUUUCAAAAUACAUUCAAGCAGUAUCUAAACUUUAUGAAAUAACUAAAAGCGAGUGAAUGCAAUAAUAGAGGCUUCUCCAGCUGAGCGGGGGUUCUCCUUGCCCUCCUCCCUCCACGAGGUCUUUCCAGGAACUGCCCACUGGCCCCCAUGCCCAUCCUGGCUUCCUCGAGGGCCCAGGGCCACAUUCCCUGCUAGCCAACUUCUGGGCCGGGGCCAGUGGUGGGCGGGACCAUAAUAGUGGGUGGAGCAACGAAUCCUGGGAAUUUCCCUUUGUACAGAAAGACCAGCCUCCUCACUGACACACCCUUCUCCAUCCCAGCCAAGCACAGGCCUGUUGCCCUGGGCAUUCAGGAACAUGUUCCAGCCAGAGACAGACUCUGCAUGAGGAGUGUUAGGAUGGGCAGAACUCUGCUGCAGAAUCAUUCUCAAUUCCUUUGCUCAGUCUUGGAUAGGACAUUGCUGUGUUUUCCUUACUGCCUCUGCUCUUCAUCUCUUAGUAGCAGCCUGAGACUCGGGUUUCAGUUGCAAGGAAAAGCGUCCUCUGCUUAACUAUCUCCAGCAACAUUCUAAGAGAUAAAAAGUUUUAGCUAAGACUACUAUUCAAGAUGCAAGAGAAAGGCAGGUAAAAAGCAAUAUAUGCCUGGCAUAUAUGAAUCUUAUUAUUCACUGGGAACGUAGGAAAUGGCAUCAUGCGAUGUGACGCUAUUCGUCUCCCUCAUCCAGAGUUGUCUCUUCUGACAGGCAGCCCAAAAGAGCAACGCUAUACCUGUCUACUCAGAAGUAAACCCCCAUUGAGUCUGAUAGGUCUUACUUGUAGGAAAGAGUGUCUAGGAUUGCAGCCUACUGCUCUGCCCUUUUGUACAAUUUUCCCUGCUUUUCAUGGAUAGGAAAGCUGUCAUCCUGAGCAUAUCCAUUUUGCAAACUUGCACCAGCAGGAAAAUUAGGAUUUCUCUUGUCCUCUUGCUGGACAGCUGGGAUUAAAUAUUGUGCAGGCAGGUGAGGGGCUUCUUUUGACAUAACCGUUAGAUUAAAUACUAUGUGGCAGGGAUUCCAUUUUUAACUACUAUUUUGUUGAUAGAAGGUUGGCCUGUCAAAAUAAUUCCUCUCCCUGCAGUUUAUUUAUUCAAUAUCUAUUAUAUCUUAUUUCAUAAAAUUUAUACACCGCCUGUUCAUAAAAACCUCAGAGCUGUUUACAAAAGAAAAAACAGUAAAAUCCAGAAAAAAUCACAACCCUACUUUAAAACAAUCCGUGAACCUCCCUGAGAUCUUCAAAUGGGCAGAAUACGAAUUUAAUUUAAAAAAUCUAAAAAGAAAAAUAAAACAUACAAAAGAUGAAAUACUAAAGCAGAUUAAAAUUACCUCAGCUUUCUUAGCGUCUGGAUAGGCUUGCUUAAACAAGAAUGAUUCUAGCAGGCACUGCAAAUGGUGCAGGGAAGGCCCCCGCCCUCUCUGCCCCGUCUCUCGAUCUUGACUGCUUUCUUUCUUUUGGGGAAGGGCCUUCCUUCGCUAAGCCAAUGAUGUCGCAGUUUCCAGUGAAGAAGAAGAAGCAGCAGCAGCGCUUGCGCCUGCCCGGCCCGCCAGCUCCCCUGGCGCAUCCUGUGCGCUUCCCCAAAGUGGUGCUGUGCCUGGUGGAGAAAAGGAUGGGAGCCACGCGCAAGGCUUUCCUUACCACUCUGGCCCGCCAAAGGGGUUUCUGCGUGGAGGAUGCCAACAGGUAACAAAGGAGGUGGGCCAGGCUCUCCCUCUGAAGAAGGAAGAGGUAAAAGGGGACAGCCCAUCCUGGAUUUUCAGGCCACAAAUUUCCUGGGCACAUUUUGUUCUGCUAUGGUGCAAGAGUAGCGCUCCAAAGAGCAAUAACGUGGUAGCAUGAAGAGGCCAAACACCUGAUAAAGUGGAGUGAUGUGUGAAUGGCCCUUCUAGGACAGUGACAUGUUGCAGGACACCCCUGCCCCCCCCAAAGCCUACAGUCCGGCAGUGGUGGAGGAAGAGGUGCGGACUGCCCCGGGUGACAUCAUUGAAGGGGGUGACAAAAUGAUAAUAAUAUGUUUUUUUUAAAAAAUGAGCUCACAAAACUUUUUAGUUCAGUCAACAAACGUAACAAAAUGCAUCUGGCACUGGGCACCACAUUGCCAGGGCCAGCACUUGCCUCCCUACAGCUGAGGGGGAAGGCAGCGGAGAGGUUCCACGCAGCUUGCCCCACCCCCAUGGGUGUCUUGCCCCGCCCCCAUGCCCCGCGCCCAGCUUCAGGACACCUGCGACGCACCCGGCACCCGAGUGGCUAGCUACGCCGCUGCAGUCUGGAGGGGCCCUCUGCUUGCUGGGCUGGAUUGACUGGGUUGGGUUUGCACAACAAUGUUGCUCAGAGUCUUCUUUCCCCCUUCCUCCCCCCCUCCAUGUGGUGCUUUCCAGUGACAGAGUUACCCACGUGGUGUCAGAGGGCAACUCUGGAGAUGAGGUGGUUGAGUGGCUGCUGAAGAACGGGAGCCGCGGCAUCGAUGUCUUGGGUGGCUGCCCAGCGCUGCUGAACACCAGCUGGUUCACAGAGAGCAUGAGUGCGGGGCGGCCUGCGGAGAUUGAGCCCAGGCACCGUCUCCAGGUGAGGAAGGAACCUUGCAGAGCCUUGUCCUGGGUUCCAGCCAGAUGCAGGUACACCAGGAUUGCCAUUGUAAGCUUUACAGUGGUACCUCCGGUUGCAGACUUAAUUCAUUCCGGAGGUCUGUUUGUAACCCAAAACUGCUUUUAACAUGAGGAGCGCUUUUGCUAAUGGCUCCUCCCGCUGCUGGUGCGCGACUUCCGCUCGCAUCCUGGGGCAAAGUUCGCAACCGGGAGCAUCUACUUCCAGGCUAGCAGAGCUCGUAAUCCGAAGCGUACGUAAGGAGGACGGUGCGUAACGAGGUUCCACUGUAUUGAUUACUUACGGAAAUGCCUUUCUAGGCCCCCAAUGGACCUCACAACAAUAAAACCGCCCUGCUCCUAUCAGUCAGAUGCUGAGUUCCAGUGACUGUGUAGUCGCAACAGGACUGCUGAGAAAGUGGAGGUGGGGUUCUCAGCAUACCUGGCAGGGUGUGGGGGGGUCCGAAGUAUAGAGGAGUACAAAUGGUAUUUAGGAAAAAGUCACCUAGGAGAGCAACCCCGCCCCCAUCAAACCUGCCUGUGAAGACUAGAGUUUUGUUGUGUGUGCUGCAGUCUCUGAGAGGCAAGACACUCCAUGGGUGCCAGCGCUCCCCUGGGUUUGGUAGAGUAUGAGACCCUUAAUCCCGGGGUUGUAGGUUCGAGCCCCACGUUGGGCAAAAGAUUCCUGCAUUGUAGGGGGUUGGACUAGAUGAUCCUCAUGGUCCCUUCCAAGUCUACAACUCCAUGAAUGUAGGUUGAUGGAGACGGUGGUGUCCUUAGGCUACGUGCCUUUAUUUACACAUAUAUGCAACCUGAGCAAAGGAUGGAGGGGUUCACAGCAUGAAAACUCCAACUGAUGAUGCUUUUUUCCUCUUGGGUUCCAGGGGAGCUCCCAGUCAUAACUUUGAGUCAAGCUCAGGGCAGGCAGGCUUAGAAUCAUAGAAUCACAGAAUCAUAGAGUUGGAAGAGACCACAAGGGCCAUCGAGUCCAACCCCCUGCCAAGCAGGAAACACCAUCAGAGCACUCCUGACAUAUGGUUGUCAAGCCUCUGCUUAAAGACCUCCAAAGACCUCCUUGCCUCUGGGUCUCCAGCAUCAGCCAAAACUGAGACACCCAAAACUAACUCCCCCUGGCCUGUUGUUCUCCUUUGUAGGAUGACCACCCAGCCAGGUGGGGGGGGGAAUGCCUCCCCUCUGCUGGAAGCCUCUUCAGUUGUCACUAUGGCAACCCAUCUCUUCUUUGAGGUGCUGAGGAGGCCAGCCAAGGAACAGGUCUGGAAGGGACCCAUCGAUGUCAUGACAGGCUAAUCCCCCAAACCCAUAGUGAUAGGGCUGGCUGAUGGCAACCCUGAACAGGAGCUCUCUCUACUGCAACAUUUCAUUGUGAGUCCCGCAGAGGAACAAGGUCAGGCAAGGCCCUGCAUUCUUUAACACUUGCUCUUAACGGCGUUUGUCUAGAAUAGCUGUGUGGUGGUUUUUUUGGGGGAGGGGGGUGAUCUGUAAGUUAAACAGGGAGGUAGACAAAGUCUGCCCAGCCCCAUUCCCAGAGUGGUUUAACAAUCAAUCCCUCUUUCCAGGGAAACUGGUGACAACUCUUGGCACCCUUAACCACAGCUCUCAGAAUUAUUUGGGGGAAGCCAUGGUUGUUUAAGGCAGUAUUAUAGCACUUUAAAUGAAAGUGGCCUAGGAGUGGCUUGAGUACUGUCAUUUUUUGUGCAAUUAGUAAUUCCUUACCAGAAAAACAGGGUGGAGGGUGCCUCUCUAAUGCAAUUUCUCUGUUUCUCUCUCUGCAAACACAGUUUCCCAAUUUCUCUCUUCCUCCCCCCCCCCCCCCCAUUUCUUGCUCGUGCUCUGUUGUGACACUACUAGAGUGUGACUAAGAGAAAGCGUUUGGGGAACUGACACUUAUACAGAAGGAGGAUGUAAAGUUUAAAAACUAUUUUUAGUUACUGACUCUGAGCCCUUCAAUGCAGGGGAGCUAAACGUUCUGUCUUUCAGGUGGCUGCCCAUGCAGAGACGCUGGAGGCCAGGUGCCAGGUGCCAGUUUAUGCUUGCCAGCGCCGAACUCUGCUGGCGCACAGGAACCAGACACUCACGGUAAUAAUCUGUUUCUAGGGACAGAAAUAGUUUGGGCAUCCCCUUGGAGUGAUUGAGCGGAGAACAAGGCUGCAGGGACAGAGAGUGUCUCUGUCACACUCGUGGCAUAUUAUUUAAUACUUACAAAAAUUAUUGCAGAUAAAUGCAGAAGCAGGAAACCAGAGGCACAUGGAAAACAUUUUGAGCCCAUUGGAAUGGAUGAACAAUAAGGGAUGGAAGAAAAGCAGCUCAACCUAAACAUGGCAAAUCAUAAUGUGGGAGAAGCUCUGGAUUUCUUCCUUGCUUACCCAGCUCAAACACUGAGGAGGCCAUAUGGUGCAACCUCACUAAAUUGCAUAGCUCAGGUAUUGAGGACACCCCCAGGAUAGAAAUAAUGGUUCCACCGCUUUACCAGCCUUGACGAGCAGCCUGACAGCCACAAAACAGGUGAAGAGUUUCCUAGGGCGGAGGCAAACAGCAAAUCUUGCAUCUACCUCCCCCUCUGCCUGUUUUUAAAUCACCUUUAAAAUUUUUCCAAUGCUUCUGCUUAUUGUGUGUGUUGCUGAUUUGUUUAUGUAUUUUUUAAAAAAACUUGUCUUGAAGUGGCAUGUGUCUUAAAAAGGGAGUAAUAGUAAUAAUUCUAUUAUUUGUACCCUGACCAUCUGACUAGCUUGCCCCAGCCACUCUGGGCAGCUUCCAACAUAAUAUAAAAACACAACAGAACAUCACACAUUAAAAACUUCCCUUUCCAGGGCUGCCUUCAGAUGUCUUCUAAAGGUUGAGUAGUUCUUUAUCUCCUUGAUAUCUGAUGGGAGGGCAUUCCACGGGGUGGGUGCCCCUGCCGAGAAGGCCCUCUGCCUGGUCCCCUGUAACCCCACUUCUUGAAAUGAGGGAACAGCCAGAAGACCCUCGGAGCUGGACCUCAGUGUCCAUGCUGAAUGAUGGGAGUGGAGAUGCCCCUUCAGGUAUACUGGGCCGAGGGUAUCAAUUCUGUUCAGAAAUAAGUGGUCGGGAAAGGUUCAGGUGCUAAACCUUUUGCAUGUCAGGCUGUUGUUGGGGGCACAGGAAUGGUAAAGAUGGCACCCCUAAGUCAGAGUAUCGCUGUGUUCAAAGCUAGCAGGUCAGGGCAAACCCUUCUGCUCUGUCCUUCUCCCUGAUGUGCUGGCUUUACCCAUGCGGGGAGAGUCUGCCUUGAUGAAUAUGCGGCUGCAUUCAGAAGCAUGAUACUUUGCAUAUGCAGUUGGUGAGAUGGUCAGAUCCUCUUUUGAGUGUUUGAACUUGCUUUUGCCCUUUGAGAAUGAUCCUUAAUUGCCUUUCCCUUGACAGGAAGUUCUGCAAACGAUGGCAGAGGAGGCACACUUUUGUGGCAGCGAAGCCCGCAGCCUGGCCUUCUCCAGGGCUGCCUCUGUCCUCAAGUCCUUACCCUGGACAGUCAGAAGAGUGCAGGAGCUGCGCUCCCUUCCCUGCCUAGGAGAGCACUCCAGGAGAAUCAUCCAGGUGAUGGCGCUCUCUGAAUCUUCCUCUCUUUCCUCCACAGCCUUGGCUUCUCUCUUCUGCCACGCUCUACAUGCCACCAGAAGGUUUCCUUGCUGACUUUGCACCCAGAAGGAAAUGUGACCUUCAGGCUGAUAAAACCUCUCCACUUCUACUCCGCCCCUGUUCCCUAAAGGAAUGCAGACCUCCCGGAGUGGAAGGGAAGGUUAUCCCAGCCCUGACGGAGCCGAAAUAGUGUCUGUUCUGAUGCCCUUGUACACCUCCAGGAAGCACCGUUGUUUAGCCUGCUACAGCAACUAGUUUUUGCCAUUACCAGGACACAGGUCUUUGGAUAAUCUUUUUCCUAGACACAAUACUGGUAUAUUUCACCUUGAGUUGCAGCUGGUAGUUCAUUAUUCUUUGAAUAAUGUCUCUUCUGAUGUCUUGAGCAGAAAGCAGUCCAUCUUUCCCAUCAACUCCUGCCCAAUCCCAAUCUCCUUCUUUUAACCGGAAGUGUCUGGAGUGGAACCUUCCACACGCCAGCCUGGGCACUGCAACUGAGCCCUGCUCUCUUCCAGAAUGUCAGAGCUCCGUGCAUCUUUUAGCAGUUCUGUGGAUGGGGACAGCUUUGCCUUUGUCUCCCCUGACCAGGAGGUACUGGAAGACGGCGCGUCUGCGGAGGUGGAGCGAGUCAAGCAUUCUGAGAGAUACCAGGCAAUGAAGGUGCGAUGGCUGUUACUGAAUGGCUUUUGGCCUGGUGUGGGUAACCUGUGGCCCACCAGAGGAUGCUGGCCUAGAGCUCCUGCCAGCCAGUAUGGCCCUGUGGUUAGGGAUGAUGGGAUUUGUAGUCCACCGACAUCUGGGAGGCCACAGGUUAGCAAUCACUGGCCUAGUGGUUAUGGGUGGGUAUAGGGGAACAUGCAGUGGCCCUUGGGCACGUGUUCUGUGCCCCUGGAUCAGGGCUUUGUCUGUCUCAGUUAUGUGAGAGUAGAGAGGAAAUGUUCCCUGUGGUGGGAAGAGUGCUGUUGUGCUCAGGUCCUGCUUUUUGGAUUUCCAUAGACAUUUGGUUGGCCACUGUGAGAACAGGAUGUUAGGCUAGCUGGCCUUGGGCCUGAUCCUGCAGGCUCUUCACAAAUCAAAUCAAAUCUUUAUUUUAUUUUUUAUUUUUUAAAUAGUAUUUAUUAAAGUUUUAAGUUUACAAAAAGGCAAAAGUAAAAACACCAAAUUAAACAAUAACAAAACCAACACAUCACAAUAAAAAACAGAAAGAUAGAAACAAUUAAAAACAAAAGAAAAAACAAAAAAGAAAAAAACAAAUCGAACCUUCCCAUAACUUAUCUUUCAUUUGCUUGUUUCCCUGACCUCCUCACACCUCCCUUUUUUGUAUUCUAAGUCAAUUAUCCAUUUCAGCAAAUCCUUUCCCUCUCUUCAAAAUUUUUAUCCUGAAAAUUUAUCUUAAUCUUGAUAUAAGUUUACUUUCCCUCUUUUCACCAAUUAACAGUCUAUUUUUCUUAAAUCUUUGAUACAUUUUUGCUAAAAUCACCUAGAUUCAUUCCAACAUCAUUCUAACAUUCAUUAAUUUUACAAUGUUUCUGUAAAUAGUCUUUAAAUUUCUUCCAAUCUUCCUCCACUGACUCUUCUCCCUGGUCUUGGAUUCUGCCAGUCAUUUCCGCCAGUUCCAUAUAGUCUAUCACCUUCAUCUGCCAUUCUUCCAGAGUGGGUAGAUCUUGUGUCUUCCAAUACUUUGCAAUAAGUAUUCUUGUUGCUGUUGUGGCAUACAUAAAGAAAGUUCUGUCCUUCUUUGGCACCAAUUGGCCGACCAUGCCUAGGAGAAAGGCCUCUGGUUUCUUCAGAAAGGUAUAUUUAAAUACCUUUUUCAUUUCGUUAUAGAUCAUCUCCCAGAAAGCCUUAAUCCUUGGGCAUGUCCACCAAAGGUGAAAGAAUGUACCUUCCGUCUCUUUACAUUUCCAGCAUUUAUUAUCGGGCAAGUGAUAAAUUUUCGCAAGCUUGACUGGUGUCAUGUACCACCUGUAUAUCAUUUUCAUUAUAUUCACGCUUAAGGCAUUACAUGCCAUGAACUUCAUACCUGUGGUCCAUAACUGUUCCCAGUCAGCCAUCAUAAUGUUAUGUCCAACAUCUUGUGCCCAUUUAAUCAUAACAGAUUUUACCGUUUCAUCCUGAGUAUUCCAUUUCAACAGCAAAUUAUACAUUCUUGACAAAUUCUUAGUUUUGGAAUCUAACAGUUCUAUUUCCAAUUUUGAUUUUUCCACCUGGAAGCCAUUUUUUUAAUCCAAAUUAUAUGCCUCCAUUAUCUGAUAACAAUGAAGCCAAUCUCGCACUCUAUUUUUUAAUUUUUCAAAACUCUGCAGUUUUAAUCUGUCUCCCUCUUGUUCCAAAAUUUCCCAAUAUUUCGGCCAUUUAGCCUCCAUAUUGAGCUUUUUCUGAGCCUUCGCUUCCAUUGGUGACAACCACCUUGGGGUUUUAUUCUCAAGCAAAUCCUUAUAUCUUAUCCAAACAUUAAACAGUGCUUUUCUGACAAUAUGGUUUUUAAACGCUUUAUGUGCUUUGACCUUAUCAUACCACAGAUAUGCAUGCCACCCAAAGACAUUAUUAAAGCCUUCUAAGUCCAACACAUCAGUGUUCUCAAGAAGCAUCCAUUCUCUCAGCCAGCAAAAAGCGGCUGAUUCAUAAUAAAGUUUUAAGUCUGGCAGGGCAAAUCCACCUCUUUCCUUAGCGUCAGUUAAUAUCUUAAAUUUUAUUCGAGGUUUCUUGCCCUGCCAGACAAAUCUAGAGAUAUCUCUCUGCCACUUCUUGAAACACUCCAUUUUAUCCAAUAUUUGCAAUGUUUGAAACAAAAACAACAUCCUUGGCAAUACAUUCAUCUUUAUCACAGCAAUUCGGCCUAGCAGUGAUAACUUCAGAUUUGACCAUAUUUCUAGAUCCUUUUUCACGUCCGUCCAACAUUUUUCAUAGUUAUCCUUAAACAGAUUCACAUUCUUAGCAGUCAUGUUAACCCCUAAGUAUUUCACUUUCUUAACCAAUGUUAAUCCUGUCUCCUUCUGAAACCUUUCUCUCUCCGUCACUGUUAAUUUUUUCUCUAAAACUUUAGUUUUCAUCUUAUUCAAUUUAAAUCCCGCUACUUGUCCAAAUUCUUGGAUCAGUUCCAGUACUCUUUUGGUACUAGAUUCUGGCUCCUGUAAUGCCAAUACCAGAUCAUCAGCAAAUGCUUUCAGUUUGUACUGUUUAGCUCCAACUUGUAUACCUUUAACUGUUUGUUCCCUCCUAAUCAUGUUUAAAAGAACUUCCAGGACCGAUAUAAAAAGCAAUGGAGAGAUUGGGCAACCUUGUCGUAUUCCUUUCUCUAUCUUAAAUUCUUCCGUCACUACAUUGUUCACAAUUUAGCCUUUUGUUCUGAAUAAAUUGCACCUAUACCAUUUUCAAAACCUUGACCAACCCCCAUCCCCUGUAGAUUUUUCUUCAUAAAACUCCAAGAAAUAUUGUCAAAGGCUUUGUCCGCGUCCACAACAAUAAAAACUGCUUCAGUAUUAAUAUUCACUUGUAACUUUUCUAGAAUGUUAAUUAUAUUCCUCAUGUUGUCAGACAAGUGUCUGCCCGGGAGAAAACCGGCUUGGUCUUUAUGGAUUUCUUCUACUAGUACCUUUUAAUCUUUUAGCCAAAAUAUCUGCAAAAAUUUUGUAAUCCACAUUAAGCAAAGAUAUGGGCGGUAGUUCUUAAGCUGUGUCUUCUCAGACUCUACUUUCGGUAUAAGUGUAAUGUAAGCUUCCUUCCACGACUCUGGCGCCUUUUCCCCUUCCAAUAUUCCAUUACAAACUUCUUUUAAUGGCUGUAUUAUCCAUUCUUUCAGGGAUCUAUAGUAUCUUGAAGUUAGUCCAUCCAGACCUGGAGAUUUACCCAAUUGCAUAUUCUGGAUGGCCCCUUUUAUCUCUUGCUCCAUUAUUUUGUAGUUCAACAUUAGGUUAUUUUCUUGAGAGAUUUUUUGUAAUCCAUUUGUUUUCAAAAAACAAUCAAUGUCCAUUUGUUUCUGAGUUUCCUGUGUAUAUAGUUGUUUAAAAUACCUCUGAAAACACUUUCUAAUCUCCACUGGAUUCUGUAUAUUUCCCCUUCUACUUCCAAAUUUGUGAUAGUGUUAAGUUUUUGUCUUUUUUCAUUUGCCCAGCCAGCAGUUUUCCACAUUUGUUUGCCGAUUCAAAUGUCUUUUGUCUCAUCUGUUUAAUUUUCCAUUCUAUUUCCUGGUUCAUCAUUUUCAUAUAUUGUACUUGGUAUAACUUUAUCUCUUUCAAAAUCUCCUGCGACUUUGGUUUCACUCUCAGUUUCUUCUCUCCUUCCUUUAUUUUCUCCAAUAUUUUAUCUUUUUCUCAUUUAGGACUCUCUUUGAAUCGCAUUCUGUUGUAUCAAAAACCCUCUCAUAACCGCUUUGCUUGCGACCCAGAUUACUCUUUUUUUCUACAGUGGUGUUCAUAUUUAUCUCAAAAUAGUCUCUCAGAGUUUUUUGGGCCUUCUUAGUCACUUCUUCGUUCCUAAACAAUAUGUCAUUCAUCCUCCAUCUGAAGGAACCAGUUGAUGUUAGUUUCAAUUCCAUCUUUACAGCAUUAUGGUCGGAGCAGGUUUUCGGGCAUAUUUCCACCUUUCUAGUUUUUGGAGCCAGUCCUCUAGUUACCCAAAUUUGGUCAAUUCUUGUCCAUGUCAUUUUGGCCUCGGAGAAGAAGGUUCCUCUCUUCCCAAAGGGUUUUUAAUUCUCCAAAUGUCAACUAAGUCCAUAUUGUCAGUCAUAUCAAAGAAAGUCUUUGGCAAUCUGCCAUCCUUAGUAACUACCUGUCUCUGUGCUUUAUCCAUAUUUGUAGACACUACACCAUUCAUAUCCCAUCAAGAUCAUAUUAUAAUCCAUAUAGUCCAUCAGAGUCUCAUGUAGCUUCUUAAAGAAUUCCGAUUUUCCCUCGUUUGGUGCAUAAAUACCUAAUAUCAAAAACUUCUCUCCUUGCGAUUGGAUUUCAAUUGCUACAAAUCUUCCUUGAUCAUCUUUAAAAAGAAAUUUCGGUGAUAGGCUCUCCUUUGCAUAAAGUACUACUCCUCUUUUUUACUUUGUCUGAUGAAAUAAAUUCUUGUCCCAAUCUUUUAUUUACCAGUAAUUUCCUAUGUAGCCUUAUCACAUGUGUUUCUUGUAAGCAAAUCAAGUCCAAUUGUUCCUUUUUUAAUACAUGAAAGACUCUUCGUCUCUUCUCGGGGGAAUUCCAAAUCAAAUCUUUAUUGUCGUAGUCAAUGGCCAGCAUUAAGAAAGCAAGUUGUUCCUGAAAAACCUCAGUCAGUGAUGAACCCAUCUAGACCAUCUAAAAACAUUUAAAUCAAUCCUCACAGUUAUUAAUGACAUGGUUGCCAUAACCAGUAUCUGCCAUCAAGUGCCUCGGUAAACGGGAAUAUUUUUAAAUUUCUGAAAGAUAGCAAUGAGGGAGAUACAGCAGGGUGCGCAUUGCACUAACAUGGAGCCACCACUGAGAAGGCCCUGUCACAAGUCGGCGUAGGUCAGGUAGCAGCCAGAGGAGGUGCUACCACAAUGCAAGUCUCUUUGUACGUGGCAGGGCAAUGCUAAGGCACAUCCUUAGGCCUUUGCCCUGUGCAUUGAACAGAAUAGAUGCCCUUGAAUUUGCUCCAGAAUCCUUCCAUCAACAAACUUUCACUCGGCAGGUUUUCACAAAGAUCUUUGGGGUUGGGGUGAAGACGGCCAGCCGGUGGUAUCAGGAAGGACUGAGGACGCUGGCCGACCUGCAGGCACAUCGAGCAAAGCUGAGCAAGGAACAGGAAUUUGGUAAGUAUCCAUGCAGUAAGAAGAGGGACUUGGGGGUUAAAGCGGGGUAAGGGUAAAAGGAGCAAGAGAACAACGUGGACUGAUACUAUGGUGGCCGGGGGGGGGGGGGCAGGAGGCUGCCUCUGUCUAUGUCCUUGGCAUGUUAGCUUGGCAUGUGUUCAUUCAGAGGUCUGCCCUGUCCCAUCCCAUUUCUCAUCAAUUUCAUGUUGUUGGCAUGUAUAUAAAAAUAUAUCUACACACAUGUUGCUUUCCUCAUCGUAUCAGCAAUUUCAUUUUAAAACCCAUGAAAUUAUGCAUUAUUUUUGUACACAUUUUGCCCUAAAGUAUUCAUAGUUUGAAUAUUUUAACAUAUAAUAAGCACUCUAACAUAAAGAUCCACAUUAUUUAUAUAUGCUUUUUGACCCAGGCUUUAGAAACUGACUUUGUGGUUUAAUAGCUAUAGUUGCUUUUUCUAUUUUCAUUUAUUUUAUUUUAUUUUUAGAAAAAGGUAACUGGAGCUGAUCCUGUUUCACUUUAGAUGCCAAAUAUAUAUUAUCAGUGAAUCAUAAGUUUUCACAGAAAAUUGAAAUUACUGAAAAGUGGUAUAAUAACUUGUCAAUUUUUAAACAAUUAAAUCUCUUUGGGUUGUAGCCAACUAAAUUUUACUCUGAGUAGGUCCAUUGAAAUGAAUAGACUGAAGUUAGUUGCAAUAAUUAAUUUCAGUGGGUCUCCUGGGUAUGCCUAGCAUUGCAUACCAGUUGUUAUUUCACAAAAUAACACUCAUCUAGUUUUUGUUAAUUAGCAAAAGUAUCAAACCAGAAGAAAAAAUAUAUAUUUUAUUAUUGUAAGAUUAAUUUGCCAUUAUUUGAGCUGUCAGAUGCCUAGCUCUAGUUCUGGCUUGAGUACUUUGUGGAGAGUCACAGAUGUGCCUGCUUUGUGGCUGCCUUGGACCCUUUGCCCAGCACUGGCGUGGGUUCUUGCCUCCAGGGCAGAAGCAAGAAGUUGCAAGAGCCCAGAACACCAUGCCUUAUACCAUGUCAGAGUCUGAUCCCUUGGUCUAUCUAGCUCAGUAUUGUCUGCACUGACUGGCAGUGACUCCAAGAGGUUCCGACAGGACCUUCCCUGCCCUCCCUGGGAUGUUCUGCAUUCAGUGCAGCAGCUCUGCCACUGUGUUGUGGUCCUUUCCUUAUCUGUAUUGGAUGGACAGAAAUCUGCUGCCUUCCUGUCUCCUUGCUUUUUCGUUCUCAAGUGCUGAGGGGCUCCUGAACACACCUGGUGGUGGGUUUCUUUUCCCCGCAGGGCUCCUUCAUUAUGACGACCUCAACACCCCAGUGGAGCGCUCCGACGCAGAGGCCAUUAGCCAGGUGGUGCGAGACGCAGUGGGGCAGUGCUUGCCUGGGGCUUCUGUGACGUUGGCUGGUGGCUUUAGAAGGUGAUGAUGGGCUCUUGACAAACAUGCUGGAAAUCCUGUGCCAAGAAUGUGCCAAGCUUGAUUCUUCUCAUUCCCAGGAGGUACUUCCUCCUGCAGUACUAAUUCGCCCCUCUGGUAGAGCACAAGUCACUUUCAGAAUCUGCUUAUAAAUGCCACAUUGCAGGGAACUCUGGAAAUUGCCCAGUAAAGCAGGACAGGGAUCUAUCACAGAUAUUUCAAGCAUGCUCUCAAAAUGAUGGUCCUUCCUGGGCAUCUUGAGAGAGGCUAGGACUGGUUGCCUGUAGCAUAGAUAUGCCUUGCCUUUGCUUCUGAUGAGGAACAAUUCAGGAAAUGAUGUUUGCAGUGGGCCAGGGGAGACUGGCACAAAGUACAACUGUCACAUUCCGAUGAAGAAAGGAAUACAGGCGUAAGUCCUCCUCUGCCAUUCUUCCUUGGAGGCCAACAGGUAGAUGGGGUGUGCAGAAAGAGGAAGAUGUGCAAUCACGUUUUAUUCAGUUGAGCAUUUAUUUAACCCAGCAAACCAGACCUGCUUUUGUUCUCACACUGGCUGCCUUUGCAUGUCCUAAAUAAUAGUUCAGUGUGAUGUUGAUGCACCGCAGGAAGCCUUCCAUUUCCAUGCUGCCUCCUGCUUCCCACACAUCCAGGAGGAGGAGAUCAGGAGCAUCUGCCUUUCCUCCACCACAGCUUGCGAUUUAGUCACACUUCAGGGUCCAGCUAGACAACUUGACAGCGAUUUAUUUUAAACAAGCCAGACCUGCUAACUUUGGGUGGUAUUCCUAUAAGUUGUACUCAGAAUAAACUCACUUAAAUUCAUGACCGUGACUAAGCUAGGUCUAUUAGUUCAAAUGGGUCUACUGUGAGCAAAACAUACUUGAAUGACAGCCCAUGGUUUGAAGUUGACCUGUGUUGUUGGACUACAACUCCCAUCAUCCCUGAGCAUCCCUGAUCCUGCUAGCUAGGAAUAAUAGGAGUUGUAGUCCAACAACAGCUGGAGACUGAAGUUUGAGAAACACUGGCACAGUGAGCCUAUGGUUAAACAAAAGCCGAAGCUUCCAUAUCCCUCCAAGCCGCCCAGGAGCAGAAGAGUGAGCAAAGAGGCUCCCAGCGCUCCUUCCCAUGGCAUCAAGCUGUGUCUUAGGAUGACAUGUAAACAUAUCCAUUAAAUGAGCAAAGAUUUGCCACAUGGCAAUGAGCAAACCAGGCUAGGUCUGACUUGGAUUAAGUCUAGGCUUAGAUGAUGCGCACAGCAAGAAAAUAAACUGGAGUCAUUGUCCAGAGCUGGACUGGACGGAACAAGAGAGCACAGCCUGUUUUGCAGGGGCUUCCUCCCGUGAGAGAGGCGGCUUCCUUCUGCCUGCCGUCCCGUGACUCAGUGUCUUCCCUUACAGAGGGAAACAAACCGGCCAUGAUGUUGACUUGCUUCUCACACACCCUACGGAAGGCCAAGAAGUGGGACUGCUGAAGAAAGUCAUCAGCUGGCUGGAUAAGCAGGUUGGAGCAGAGUUGGGUAGCCCAGGGGGGAAUAUGGUGGGGAAUCAUAAGGAUUACUGGGAAAGCGGUACAUGGAACAUUUCAGACACUCUCAAAGCAGAGGUAGCACAGUGACCCUCUAGAUCACAACUCCCAUCAUCCCAAACCAUUGGCCAUGCUGGCUGGGAGCUGGCGUCUGACCGCAUCUGGAGGGUCGCAGCUCCCCCCAUGCCUGUCCUAAAGCCUUGAUAUUGGCAAUUCCCAAACUGUAUGGGAGACUGCGUGGGAGUGGGGAAAUUAAGGGAUUGACGACUGCUGUGAGCGCUAAGUGCCCCCCUACAGAAGAGCCGGCCCCUUGCAUCUCUGCAGGGUCUGUUGCUCCAGCAUUCCUUUAUUUCUCUCAGCUUCCACACUGUGGGUGGAGGGGGGGGCGAUUCUGUUGUGCAUUGCCAACCCAGAGGCUGCUUGUUGCAUUUCUGCAGGAGUCAUUGUUCUGAGCAUGACCAUGUGUGUCCAGAUCAGAAGCUUCAGCAGGAGCAUAGAAUCACAGAAUUGUAGAGUUGGAAGGGACCCCCUGGAAUGCGUAGGGCAACACGAAAGCCUAUCUUCACCUUUUCUAGGUGCAAGUGAGAUACACGCCUCGGCCAUCAGGUGUUCAGAAAACCCUUGGCCGUAUAAAUGCUGAGUGGUGUGACUUUUGCAUUCUGCUGCCCUGUCUUUGUAGGGCUUCUUGCUCUAUCACAGCAGCCGGAGAAACACUUUCCAGGCUUUUGAAGACCCGGAGCUGUGGAGCCGCAGCAGUGCAAGUGGAAUGGACCAUUUUGAACGAUGUCUCUCCAUUUUCCGCCUUCGCCUUCCUGGGGGUGUUCAGAUCAGUGCCGGGGCUCAGAAGCCUGGUGGUGCAGUGACAGGUUCUGGAGUGUCCAGUUUCUGGAAAGCUGUGAGGGUGGACUUGGUUGUGACUCCCUUCAGUCAGUUUCCAUUUGCUUUGCUUGGCUGGACAGGCUCAAAGGUGAGUUCAACAGGUAUCUUGCCUGGGAUUGGAGUUUUCCAUCAUGGAUCCUGGUUCUGUAUUUCAAUUUGCAUCUUCCUUUCUUUUUCAAAACUUGGAAGGCCAUAACACACUGUAAAGAAUCCUUACAGCAGUUAGUAAAUGUCUCAGGCCAGCACUAGGAACUGCAUUGGAAUCACCACCUCCUGCUUUAGGGAGCCAUUUCUUAGCAUUUUAUACAAGGCAUUUAUACCCCACUGUUUAGCCAAAAAGGCUCCUAGAUACGUAACAUUUCUCCCUAAUUCUGGGUAAUCUUUACAUCGGAAAGGGACUGUGUAGUCCACUUGCCACCGGUUGCAAGAGAUCUAGUAGAAUUGCAUGCUCCCCACAUAAAGCAGAUGUGAAUUAAAAGGAGGUGAGAACAGUUAAUCUUUCAGAGACCCUGCAGACACACUUUUGGUGGGUAUGUGCUUCAGGUUUAAGAGCCUUUAAUUACAGAAUGAAUGAAAUUCUCAUGCAAGCCAUUUGGCAGGGACUGCCUUAACAACCCAUCUCCUUUCUUCUCUCCCCUUGGCUCCGUCCCAGAAUUUUGAGCGCGACCUCAGGCGCUACUCCAAGCACGAGAAGAAGAUGGCUCUCAACAAUCAUGUCCUUUAUCACCUGGAGCAGGUACACGGCUUUUGACAGAGGAGCAUCAAAGAAGGAAGGGUCUUUCCACCUGGGUUGCCUGUGGCUUUGCGCCUGGUUUAUCCUUAUAGAACUGGGGAGGGGGGCAUUUGGGGCUCUUUUAUAGAACAGAAGAUUUGGGGGUCUUCUGUUUGUGGCCCUUCCUCAUGGGCCAACAUCAACAGGUGGGUGGGGCAACCUGUCUGUCAAAUCACAUGAUGCCACAUGAUUGACAGGCUUGUGCAGGGAUUGCCAAAGGGGGGGGGGGAGGGCCAAAGAAAGGAGCAGAGGCAGUGGAUCUUGUGCUUUGCCUUGACUUGCAAAACACCCCUCUGAUUUCUCCCCCAACCCUUACGCUGGCAGGGAGGGAAGGGAGCGAGGAAGGGCCUUUUGCAAGGGGACUCCUUGUGCUUUGCUGAUGCUUGCAGAAGGCACCUUUCUUUCUGCUUGCCUUUCCGUCCCAGUAGGGAAGUGGUGCAUGCAGCCAAACUGAGCAGGAUGUAGCCCCUGCUAAAUCGUUUUGGCUGCAAGUGCCUGUUUCUGCAGCAAAGGCAGAAUUGAAACCCUUUCUUCCUUCCCAUGGUAUCAGCUGGUGGGACAGUGAGCGGGGAUUGUGGAAAAUUACCCCUCCCCAUUUUUCAGGAGUCAGUCCUGAGGAAAAAUCUGUACCUGCUGCCCUGCAGGAAAUCUUUGGGAGAAGAAAAGGCUGAGGAGCGAACCCUGCACAGAUCUGGAGUGGAGUCCCUAAGAGGGUUGGAUGGCGCCUUGGAAGCCUCCUUCCGGCUGGUGCCAAAGGUUUUGCUCUGCUUUCCUUUGGAUGGCAUCAGAGAGGCGGGGGGGGGGGCGGGUCUUGCUGUGUGGGCAGCCCAGGACCUCCAGACAUACUGCCCAGGCUUGUGCCCUGCAGAGGUCACUUCAGUGCAGCUUGACUUCACCCCUGGAGGCACACUCCAUUGUCUCUUGAGACAACACUGGCAUUGCUGCAGAAGUUUCCUUUUUUUUUCCCCAAAAAGGCCGGUUUCCAGGCCUUUUCAACAGCUUGUGAAAUGUCACCAGCUGGGUUGUUUGCCCUCUGCCUCCACGGUCGGUGGCAGCAAUGCUUCUGGAAACCACUAGAGGGCGGCAGGCUCUUGUGCUCAGAUGCUGCUUGUGGGGUUCAGACAGGCACCUGGUUGGCCCUGUGAGAAGAGGGUGCUGGACUAGGUGGGCCCCUGGCCUGAUCCAGGAAGGCACUUCUCACACACUUAGACGAGGCGAGGGGUGGAGAAGACUCUCUGGCUGUUGGGCUCCUGGGCUGCCGCAUCCUAGUCCUUUACCAUUAAGUGUCCGAAGUAGAAGCAUUGCCCUUUCUUACAGUUCCUGAGACAGGAGUGACACAAAUUCUGCAAAACAAGGAUGUUUGCAUGCAAUCUCUUUAAGAUGCAUAAUUUGUGCAGCUUACAAAGUUUGGUGCAAAAUUUUUGUGGUGGUUUUGUUUUUUUCAGAAUGGAGUCUGCAGAGCCCUACUUAAUGGGCGUAGGGAGAAAGUAGGAUGUGGAGGAAAUCAUUUCAGCCUCCGUUAUUUGUUUAUGUGUGUGUCUUUUAAACCCCCUUCAGAAAAUUUUUUUGACCGCUGCCUCUGAAGAAGAGAUUUUCCAGCAUUUAGACUUGGAGUAUAUACCCCCAGAAGAGAGAAACUCCUGAUUUCUGCCAUGCAAAUCACCUACUUCAUCCCACGGAAAUCACUGGCCCAUCCAAGUGAAAUGGGAACACAUUCCAGCUCCUCUGAAUUGCCUGGCACUCUUGCUGUUGGAACAGGAGAACCUCUUGCCUUUUUACACUGAUUUCAGAAAUAGACCUGUUGGAUCAGAAACUCUGUGUGUGUGUGUGUGUGUGUGUGUGUGUGUGCGCAUGCACGUGCGCCUGGGUGUCCUAUUCUAUGUUCAUGGAUUUUAAGGAAAUAAACAAGCACUUUUUUCUGUGUCUGUGCUGCCUCA
This is a messenger RNA of Podarcis lilfordi (Lilford's wall lizard), 18989 nucleotides long. The record is from the annotation of a GenBank genome assembly. NCBI's taxonomy places the organism in Eukaryota, Metazoa, Chordata, Lepidosauria, Squamata, Lacertidae.